Molecule: messenger RNA, 2560 nt
Organism: Oncorhynchus gorbuscha (pink salmon)
Lineage: Eukaryota; Metazoa; Chordata; Actinopteri; Salmoniformes; Salmonidae
Product: bromodomain-containing protein 9-like
Biological process (GO): regulation of transcription by RNA polymerase II
Cellular component (GO): nucleus
Source: RefSeq, a predicted model, not a curated record
CGUUGUUGUGGGAAAUGUACUUCCGGGUUAUCGGGGUAUGGAUCGCAUUUUAAUGCAAACAAUUAUUAGAUACAGAUACCUGAUUACCAGACGCGUUCGCAUAAUUUAAACACAACAAACAUGGGGAAGAAGCAUAAAAAGCACAAGCCGGAGUGGAGAACAGUUGAUGACUGUGAGGACAAGCCUUUUGAGAAGCAGCUGAAGCUGGUGCUCAAAGUGGGAGGAAGUGAGAUCACAGAACUCUCAGGCUCCGGCCAUGACUCCAGUUACUACGACGACAGGUCAGACCAUGAACGAGAGCGCCACAAGGACAAAAAGAAGAAGAAGAAGAAAAAGUCUGAGAAGGAGAAAGACAAACACGUAGAUGAUGAGGAGAGGAGAAGACGGAAGGAAGAGAAGAGGAAGAAGAGAGAGCGGGAGCAGAAUGAAUCAGAGGCUGCUACUGCCUCUGCCAGUGGUGUGGGCCUGCCCACUGUUGUGCCCAGUCACACUGGUGUGGCAGUCGAGCCUUUCAUGCUGCCAAAGAUACCAAACAUUGGUAUUAGUUUUGAGCAGCAGGAGGAGAAGAAGAGGAAGAGGGAGAGGUCUGAGAUGGAGCCGGAGGUGAUGGACCAGUUUCACCCCAACAUCAAGGUAGAGGUGGAGCAACAAGGAGACCGGCCUGUCAGGGCUUGCAGGACAGCCCCGGAGAGUGAGUGCACCCCUCGACAGCAGCUCCUGGAACACUUCCUGCGCCAGCUUCAGAGGAAGGAUGCCCAUGGGUUCUUCACUUUCCCAGUGACAGACGCCAUCGCUCCAGGUUACUCUGUGAUAAUCAAACACCCCAUGGAUUUCAGCACCAUGAACGACAAGAUCACAGACAACGAGUACAAAACCAUCACAGAGUUCAAGGCCGACUUCAAGCUGAUGUGUGAUAAUGCCAUGGUGUAUAACCGUCCAGAGACCGUUUACUACAAGGCUGCCAAGAAACUGCUGCACACUGGCUUCAAGAUGAUGAGCAAAGAGCGGCUGUUAGCACUGAAGCGUAGCAUGUCUUUCAUGCAGGACAUGGAUUUCUCUCAGCAGGCGGCCAUUUUAGGGGAGGAGGACUUGGCGUCUGAGGAGCCCCCUCCGGAGGUCAUCUCCAUGCCCGUGGAGUCGGCGUCGGCCAAGAAAUCCAAGAAACCCAAAGACAUGAAAGAUAUGAAGGAAGUCAUCAGUUACCUGUAUGAGCCAGAGGGAAACGCCUGCAGCCUGACUGACAGCACAGCGGAGGAACACGUUCUGGCCCUGGUGGAGCACGCUGCAGAUGAAGCACACGACCGCAUCAACCGAUACAUGCCCAACUCCAAGAUGGGUUACCUGAGGAAAGAGCCUGAUGGUAAUCUGUUGUACACUGUAGUGAAUCAGCUGAAUCCAGAAGUCAAAAGGUUUGAGACCCACCCUGUGGACCUGAGCUCUCUGUCCAAUAAGCUCCUUCCUGGAUUAACAACACUGGGUUUCAAAGAUGACCCAGUGAGACACAAGGUGACGUUCCUGAGCAGUACCUACAACACCCAGACCCUGCAGAACAACUCCAUCUACCCAGACCUGCUGCCUGAUGAGAUGGACCUGCUCUACUCAGCCUACGGGGAUGAGACUGGGGUGCAGUGUGCUCUCAGUAUUCAGGAGUUUGUUAAAGGUUGUGGGAACGUUACUAAGCGUUUGGUUGACGGGCUGCUGGAUAAGAUGACUGCAGGGGACCACUCUAAGGCUGUCUACCAGAUCAGACAGAAAAGAAACAUGGCGUUACCGGACGAACCCAAGAGCAACAUUUACGAUAUGCAGAUGGCUGAUGGGACAGGUCUGGGAGAGGGCAGCUCAGUGCUGGACUUCAUGUCCAUGAAGAGCUACUCUGACAUGUCUCUGGAGAUGUCCAUGCUCAACUCUUUAGGGAAGUCAGUGAAGAAGGAGCGGCAUGAAGACGGGGUCAGCCAGCAGCACUUUGAGGAGGCAGCCAAGCUGCUGCAGGAGUUCCAGGAGGGCCAGGUGGAGAGGGGAGGCUCCAGACCCUCCUCUAACCUCUCCUCCCUGUCAGGGACCUCCGACAGGGACCAGCACCACCUGGGGAGUCCCUCACACCUGGGUGUUGGUGACCAGUCUGAGAUGGUUCAUGACCCCUAUGAGUUCCUCCAGUCUCCAGAGCCAGGCUCCACAUCCAACAGCUGACCUAUGAGUUCCUCCAGUCUCCAGAGCCAGGCUCCACAUCCAACAGCUGACCUAUGAGUUCCUCCAGUCCCCAGAGCCAGGCUCCACAUCCAACAGCUGACCUAUGAGUUCCUCCAGUCUCCAGAGCCAGGCUCCACAUCCAACAGCUGACCUAUGAGUUCCUCCAGUCUCCAGAGCCAGGCUCCACAUCCAACAGCUGACCUAUGAGUUCCUCCAGAGCCAGGCUCCACAUCCAACAGCUGACCUAUGAGUUCCUCCAGAGCCAGGCUCCACAUCCAACAGCUGACCUAUGAGUUCCUCCAGUCUCCAGAGCCAGGCUCCACAUCCAACAGCUGACCUAUGAGUUCCUCCAGUCUCCAGAGCCAGGCUCCAC